AUGCUCGAUCCGGACUCCUCGUACGACGACAGGGCCCGGCGCCAGCCAGUCCGCCCGCUCGUGAUGGCGUCAGCCUCCGCCCAAAACACGGCUGCGACUCGUCUCGGCCGAGACGCUGCCCUAGUCGUCGCGGGAAAACGCACGAAACGCACGAGGACGAGCGAGCCCUUUUCCCUCGCCCCGGCCCCGCGUCGUGCUGCCGACGGAAGCGACCUGGGGAUUGCGGCACGCUUCCUCGUCCUGCACUGCGCGUGCGCUUGCUGUGCUGUGCUGCGCUGUGCUGUGCUGCGCGGCAUCGUGCAGUUAAUUGCUAAUAAGUCGCUGCUAGUGGCGGCGUCGAGCACUCGCGGGGCGCCAUCUUCACACACCUCCGCUGCUCCUUCGGGCGGCCGCAGAGGAGCGGCGGUUGUGCGUACAACUACGAAUGAGCACUGUACAUGUGCGUACGCUACACGCACCCGCCGUCACCGACUAUCCUCGUCCCGGACGCCGUUCGUCGCCACUGCCACUGCCACGGCCACGGCCACAACCAACUGCCACGGCCACGGCCACGACCAGGCAGCGACCGCCUACGACUCCUCCAUAGUGCCGGCCGAGGAGGUACGAGGCGGCAGUCGACCUCUCCACCCACCCACCACCACCACCCUAAGGCCUCCCAUCUUCUCCUCUUCCUCCCCAUCAACCACCAACUCGUCCUCGCCGCCCGGCUAUCCGCCGACUCCUCACCUUCCGACCGCCAUCGACCAACUCUCCUCCUUCAUCUCCCGGCUCGCCAUCCCCCCGCACGCCAUCGUCCAUCCGCCAUCCACCCUCGACCCCUCGUCGUCCUCUAGGAACCCUGCUCGGGGGCAGAAUGCACAACCUGCAUCGCCUUCCUUGAUCAAGAAUCGGGGGCGUACAUCCAUCCAUCUGCUCACUUGCCGCUGCCGUAGCCAGCAGACGCAGACGCAGACGAGCUCGACAGCUCAUCGUGAGUCUCCCACUCCCCGGCCCUCCCCCCGCCAAAAAAGGCCCCCCCGUCAUCUGUCGAUGCAAUCUCCCAUUCGUCAUUGCCUCUUUCCUCUCCUGCUGCUGCUGCUGCUGCUGCUGCUGCCGCCGCCGCCGCCGCCGCCGUUACUCCCUCCCCUCCUCCUGCUGCUGCUGUUAUUGCCGCUGCUACUCCUCCUCCCGCUGCUACUCCUCCCGCUGCUCCUCCUGCUGCUGCUCCUCCUCUUGCCGCUCCUCCUUCUCCCGCUCCUCCUCCGCUCCGCCAUGACGGACGUCAGCAUGACCCGAUCCGACUAUCGCGCGCUGGCCGACGUAGCAACGGUCCACCGCUGA
Messenger RNA from Drechmeria coniospora, 1320 nucleotides. RefSeq lists its product as uncharacterized. The record is from RefSeq and is a predicted model, not a curated record. The transcript is spliced from 3 exons. The coding region runs from base 1 to 1320 and encodes 439 amino acids. Lineage: Eukaryota; Fungi; Ascomycota; Sordariomycetes; Hypocreales; Ophiocordycipitaceae.